GGCGGCCGGGCGGGCGGCGAUUUGCAUGAAAGGCAGACUGGGAAUGAGCUGGAGCGGCCGCCUCUCCGCGCACGCAGAGCGGGGGUGGGGGCCGGAGCCGGAGGAGUCUCCGCCUCAGGGGAACGCGGGAGAAGUCGGGGCAAAGUUUGCCGCCGCCAGCCGGGGCUGCUGAGGGCGCCGCGGGGCCGGGCUCCGAGCGAAGCCAGGCGCCAGGCUCCAGCCCCGCUGCCCUCGGCCCUGUGCGCCGCCGCCCGGCGGAGGGGGGCCCAGGGGGGCGCCGCCAACUUGAGCGGGGUCUCGGGCGGGCUCGGAGCGAGGGGCCGCCCGCGGCGGGAGGCGGCAGCCGGCAGCGGCUGGGAGGGGCGCUGCCUCCCGGAGCGCCGGGCAGGGGAGCCAGCAUGUCCUCCAUCCUGCCCUUCACUCCCCCCAUCGUCAAGCGGCUGCUGGGCUGGAAGAAAGGGGAGCAGAACGGGCAGGAGGAGAAAUGGUGCGAGAAGGCGGUGAAGAGCCUGGUGAAGAAGCUGAAGAAGACGGGGCAGCUGGACGAGCUGGAGAAGGCGAUCACCACGCAGAACAUCAACACCAAGUGCAUCACCAUCCCUAGAUCACUAGAUGGCCGGUUGCAAGUCUCCCACCGUAAAGGGCUUCCCCAUGUGAUCUACUGCCGGCUAUGGCGUUGGCCAGACCUUCAUAGCCACCAUGAGCUGCGUGCCAUGGAGAUGUGCGAGUAUGCCUUUAACAUGAAGAAAGAUGAAGUCUGUGUCAACCCCUAUCACUACCAAAGAGUGGAGACUCCAGUUUUACCUCCAGUGCUGGUCCCAAGGCACACAGAGAUUCCAGCAGAGUUCCCGCCAUUAGACGAUUAUAGUCAUUCCAUUCCAGAGAACACUAACUUCCCGGCAGGUAUUGAGCCACAAAGCAACUACAUUCCAGAGACACCUCCUCCAGGUUAUCUGAGUGAGGAUGGAGAAACCAGUGACCAUCAGAUGAACCACAGCAUGGAUGCAGGUUCUCCAAAUUUAUCUCCAAAUUCUAUGUCCCCAGCACAUAAUAAUCUGGAUCUGCAGCCUGUUACCUACUGCGAGCCAGCUUUCUGGUGCUCUAUAUCCUACUAUGAACUCAACCAGCGAGUAGGGGAGACAUUCCAUGCUUCACAGCCUUCGAUGACCGUGGAUGGCUUCACCGAUCCUUCUAACUCAGAACGCUUCUGUCUUGGCUUAUUGUCUAAUGUGAACAGAAAUGCGGCAGUGGAGCUCACAAGACGACACAUUGGAAGAGGAGUUAGGCUGUACUACAUUGGAGGAGAGGUGUUUGCCGAGUGCCUUAGCGACAGUGCCAUUUUUGUCCAAUCUCCUAACUGUAACCAACGUUACGGCUGGCACCCCGCAACUGUUUGCAAGAUUCCACCAGGGUGUAACUUGAAGAUUUUUAACAACCAGGAAUUUGCAGCCCUUUUGGCUCAGUCUGUGAAUCAGGGUUUCGAGGCUGUGUAUCAGCUGACCAGAAUGUGCACAAUCCGAAUGAGCUUUGUCAAGGGCUGGGGAGCUGAAUACAGGCGGCAGACUGUGACCAGUACCCCCUGCUGGAUUGAACUGCAUCUUAAUGGCCCUUUGCAGUGGCUAGACAAGGUCCUUACACAAAUGGGUUCCCCAAGCAUUCGUUGUUCCAGUGUAUCUUAAGGAAACAUCUCCUUGGGGGGCAAAACAAGGUCUCUGGAAAAUGGAAUCAGUUUAACCCUUAGCAAAAAGCAUAAUAAAUAAAUUCUCCAUAGUAUUCACAUGAUCAGAAAAAACAUGAAUUGCAAAAACAAGAGGUUAUUUUUAAAUGAAGUGCUCAUUUUAAGCCACUUCCCUGAAACUGUGUUAGCACAUAUUAUGGGCCAUUGGAGUAAGAAUUUGAAGCUGAUGUUUUUCAUGCUAAGAACAUGGACUUCCGUUUUAGUGGAGUGAAGCAAACAUUCUGCAUUUAAAUCCUUGUUGUGCCUAUGUUGCCUCUGCUAUGUACAGCUCCAAUCACAGGGACAAUGCUUUCACCAGGUGCUCACUGGGUUGGGGGAGGUUUUCCAUUUGUGUUACAGAACUUCAGCCCAAUGCAAUGUAGCAUCUCUGUAAAGCAGAUCCCAUUGAACAUUGCUGAAAGCCCUGCUUCUGCAUUACUGUCUGACAGCCUGGCAGGCGUGUGUCUGCCCUCUCUGAAUGGGCCCACCACAG
Messenger RNA from Trachemys scripta elegans, 2210 nucleotides. It is a transcript of the gene SMAD3, whose product is annotated as SMAD family member 3. Gene Ontology annotation, biological process: anatomical structure morphogenesis; transforming growth factor beta receptor signaling pathway; SMAD protein signal transduction. The transcript has 9 exons. The coding region runs from base 399 to 1679 and encodes 426 amino acids. NCBI's taxonomy places the organism in Eukaryota, Metazoa, Chordata, Testudines, Emydidae. Gene Ontology annotation, molecular function: DNA-binding transcription factor activity, RNA polymerase II-specific; RNA polymerase II cis-regulatory region sequence-specific DNA binding; I-SMAD binding. The record is from RefSeq and is a predicted model, not a curated record. Gene Ontology annotation, cellular component: heteromeric SMAD protein complex.